AUGAAAAGCAAAAUCCAUGGCAAGGAUAACACCAUCAAGCCGGAGCCACAGUUACAAUCUCCUACGUCCUUGCUAUCCAUCGGUACGUUUGGAAACAAAAUAGAAGAUUCACACACUGUCGAAACCUCAGCCGAUCAUGAUCAGUUGGAAGAUGGAUUAAUCGAGAGGGAGCUGAGGGCACUACUCAACGAGCAUGCUUCGAAUUCCUCUGGGGAAUCGGAACGUUUUGAUCUUCCAAUGGAGAAAAUACUGGAGAGUUUUCCUGUUCACAGAGAAGUUGAUGAUGAUGAAGAAAAAGAAGAAGACGAUGAGUUGGUAGCAGAUAUGGAAGCCGGUCUUGUUGAAAGAGCAUAUAGCACAGGAAAAGACAGGAAAGGAAAAUGCAGCAUAUACAGAAAGUCGAUAUUGUUUCUUCUUAGGAAGGCUUUUGUUUGUGGGGGUGGCUUCGCGCCAUCUCCCAUCUUGAGAGAUCCAUUUCUUUAUGCUAAUUUGGAUAGAUCAAGAAUGGAAAAGGUUCAUUUUGUAAUUGCUGCAUGGUUUCUUCAACACCUCUUAAGUGUAUUUUGGGAUUGA
Salvia splendens (bonfire salvia) is the source of this 573-nucleotide messenger RNA. RefSeq names its product protein NEGATIVE GRAVITROPIC RESPONSE OF ROOTS-like. The transcript has a single exon. The coding region runs from base 1 to 573 and encodes 190 amino acids. Gene Ontology annotation, biological process: regulation of growth; gravitropism. Lineage: Eukaryota; Viridiplantae; Streptophyta; Magnoliopsida; Lamiales; Lamiaceae. The record is from RefSeq and is a predicted model, not a curated record.